Oryzias latipes (Japanese medaka) is the source of this 1899-nucleotide messenger RNA. It is a transcript of the gene pold2, whose product is annotated as polymerase (DNA directed), delta 2, regulatory subunit. The record is from RefSeq and is a predicted model, not a curated record. Gene Ontology annotation, biological process: DNA strand elongation involved in DNA replication; DNA replication. Gene Ontology annotation, molecular function: DNA binding. Gene Ontology annotation, cellular component: delta DNA polymerase complex. NCBI's taxonomy places the organism in Eukaryota, Metazoa, Chordata, Actinopteri, Beloniformes, Adrianichthyidae.
GAUAAACGAUAUGCUGGAAAGACAUAACUAACGUCUCGCGAGACUUCCCGAUAAAAGCUUUAGCGGGCUAUUCCGCGGGAACUGCGCUUUUUCUUAAAACAUCUAAAAGGACUUCCCGUUUAAGGAAAACCAUGUUUUCUGACGUGAGCGCCCAGAAGAAUGGCCCCUCUCUUCUCUGCAGCCCUGCCUCUGAGGAGCAGGGCCCUACCUUCGAAAGGAUAUCACUACCCUACGAGUUGUACUCCGAUCGUUACAGAGUUGGUCAGAGGAGCUUUAGUCGUCAGUAUGCUCACAUUUAUGCAGCAAGACUCAUGCAGAUGAGGCCCCUGCUGGCAGAGAGAGCUCAGCAGAAGUGGGGAUCUAAUGUUCUUAUCAAGAAACUGUGCGACCUAGAACCGGGGGAGCAGUGUUGUAUUGUGGGGACCUUGUUCAAGCGAAUGGAGCUGCAGCCAUCCAUCCUGAAGGAAAUCAGUGAAGAGCACAAUCUGCUGCCUCAGCCUGCACGAGCCAAAUACAUCAGUGAAGCAGAUGAGCUGAUUUUAGAGGAUGAACUCCAGAGGAUCAAGUUGGAGGGCAAAUUUGAUAAAGAUAAGUGUGUCACAGGUAGUGUCGUUGCAAUAUAUGGAGCUGAAAAGAACGAUGGCAAGUUCACCGUUGAGGACUUUUGCAUGGCUGAUCUUCCUUUACAGACACCAAGACCUGCGCUCAGCUCAGACAGGUUUGUCCUCCUGGCUUCAGGACUCGGGUUAGGGGGCCACAAUGCUGACAGCAUGCUGGGGCUGCAGUUGCUGGUUGACAUGGUCACCGGUCAGCUUGGAGACACAGGCGAACAAAGCGGCGCAGCAGCAAUUUCCCGGGUUCUGUUGGCUGGAAACCUCCUGAGCCAAAACACCCAGGAUAAAGACGCAUCAACAAAGGCCAAGUACCUCACAAAGAAGACCCAGGCUGGCAGUGUGGAAGCCAUCCGUGUUCUUGAUGAGCUGCUGCUUCAGCUGGUGGCUUCUGUUCCAGUAGAUGUAAUGCCGGGCCAGUAUGAUCCAACCAACUACACUCUCCCACAGCAACCUCUUCACCCAUGUAUGUUCCCCUUAUCUUCUGCAUACAACACCCUGCAGCUGGUCUCUAAUCCAUUUGAAGCCAGCAUUGAUGGAGUGAGGUUUCUGGGGACUUCAGGCCAAAAUGUCUGUGACAUCCAGAGGUACAGCAGCAUGGACAGUCACCUGGAGAUACUGGAGGAGACUCUGCAGCUGAGACACUUGGCUCCCACAGCUCCUGACACUCUCGGUUGUUACCCUUUCUAUCAGAAAGAUCCAUUUAUUUUGGAGGAAUGUCCGCAUGUUUACUUCAGCGGCAAUGCUCCGACCUUUGAGUCCAAACUCAUCAAAGGUCCUGAUGGUCAAGAGGUUCUUUUGGUGACGAUUCCAGAGUUCAGCAGCACUCAAACAGCCUGUCUGGUCAACUUACGCACUCUUCAGUGUGAGCCAAUCAGCUUCACCGCUUUUUCUGCUGACAAAGAUGAAGAAAAUGAGAUGAAUAUCAGCCACUAACCUUUGGACGAUUUGCUUCACAUCUGAGUCAACUAAUUGGGACAAAACUCACUAUUGUAGCUCCACUGGUGUUAUUGAUUAUUGUUUUGUCAACCGCUCUGAUAGGACACUUAGUUUUUUCCUUUAAAGUAGAUUUUGAUGUCAGAUAUCAGAGUAACAGAAAUCCAGAAAAAAAUGAUGAGCAGAGGCAACACUUGUGUGAUAACAGUUUAUUUGCACACCAUCCGUGCCUGAAGAAACCGUUUCUCUUGAUGCAGCAGCUGAUCAAGCUGCAUUUCUGCCACUUGAGGUGAUGUAAAUACAGUUUUCUUUUUUAUGAGUGUUGAAAAUAAACAUCUUUUUUUGAAGCAAA